This is a messenger RNA of Paramisgurnus dabryanus, 3943 nucleotides long. It is a transcript of the gene adgre5b.1, whose product is annotated as adhesion G protein-coupled receptor E5b, duplicate 1. Gene Ontology annotation, cellular component: plasma membrane. NCBI's taxonomy places the organism in Eukaryota, Metazoa, Chordata, Actinopteri, Cypriniformes, Cobitidae. The record is from RefSeq and is a predicted model, not a curated record. Gene Ontology annotation, molecular function: calcium ion binding; G protein-coupled receptor activity. Gene Ontology annotation, biological process: cell surface receptor signaling pathway; adenylate cyclase-activating G protein-coupled receptor signaling pathway.
AAUAGCUACUCGUCACCCAGUAGCGCGGCACACAUGAGAAAGGAGGAGGAAUAUAACAGACAAGACGAAUGGAAAAAGAAAAUAAAGCGUUGGAAACUUUCAGGCUGUGUGGAUUAAGAUAAACACUGAGCAGUAACCAAAGUGAAAGACGAGAAGAGAAGAUUCGUUUGAAAUCUUCUGGAAAACUGAAUGGAAACAUCUGAAAACAGAAGGACUGAAAAGAGGACAGAAAAGACGAGGAGCCGACUGGAUUCAUUUAGAAGUGAAUGUUUACAAGGACAAACCAAUUCUAGAAAAGAUCUUUGAAACAUUGAGCGCAUGAGUAAGAAAGAGAUUGAGGGGAAUUUGUAACAUCUUACGGGAAUACUGAUUCACUCCGGCAAUUUCACUUUCACAGCAGAUACUUUAAAAAAUACACAUUGAAAUCAGUUACAUAAUAUGGACCUAAAACAAACACUUCUUCUGUUGGGUUUCAUCUUGCUCUGCAGUGGAUCUCAUGAAUGUGAGAAAGGUUUUCAAUUAGAUAUAAAACAAUGUGUUGAUACAGAUGAGUGUAAAGAGAUACCAAAUCCAUGUGGCAAUAACUCUAACUGUACAAACACAAUUGGAAGUUAUUAUUGCAACUGUAAUGAAGGCUUCAAAUCAGAAACAAAAAAUUUCACAGGGGAAACAGGACAGUGUAUCGAUAUAAAUGAAUGUAAGAAAAAUUCAACAUGCAAUAAUAAUUUGGUGUGUAAAAACUCCAUCGGUUCUUACAAGUGUGUGUGUCCAUCUGGUUAUCGCGAGACAAGAGGAGACGCGAGUUGUGAAGAUGUGGAUGAGUGUUUGUCAAACGUGUGUGGAGCUCACAGCAGUUGUAUUAACACACCUGGUAGUUUCCACUGCAGCUGUUCAUCAGGGUUCAGUAAAGAUGUGGAGCCCAGCGGCCCCUGUAAAGACAUUGAUGAGUGUAUAAAAUAUCCAGAUGCCUGUGGCCCAAAUGCCACAUGCAUGAAUAGUCCGGGCAGCUACAACUGCAAUUGUUCCAAUGGUUACAGCAACUAUGGCAACAACCAGUCAAAAUGCUUAAAGAUUACCUGUGAGCCGUUUAACAGUGACCCUGGUCUGCACGACACUCCUAUAAAGCUGAAGGGUUUGCUGUCCCUGUUGAAGAGCAGUUGUGAGUCUCUGACUGAUCCAGAUGGAGAUAAACGCACAGGCGAGGUGUUACUGGAGAACCUCUUCACCUCCACCAAUGAAAUCCUAUCAGAAGACACGCUUGCUGAUAGCAUAUUAUUAAGUCGUUUUUUAGACGUUGUGGAGAACAGCAUGCGUUUGAUAGGACCGCAGCUUAAAGGGCCAGUGACCAAGAUGGAGACCGACAAGACCAAUGCCGAGGUUGCAGUAAGGCGGGGUCACACUCCUCCCACAGGGAGUGUCAUUCUGAGCACAGACUCCGCCCUCUUUAACACAAGCUGGGAAACAGUCGUAGGGGAUUCAUACCCAGGUUUUACGUUUGUGGCACUGGUCAGUUAUAAAGAUCUAGAUUCAUCCGGUGAUUCUUUCAACAAGAUCAGCAGCACAUUACAGGAGGAGGGCGACAGCGAGCAGGGAAACAUCACAUAUCAACUCAGCUCUAAUGUGGUGACGGCAGUCGUCAGUAAUCCUAAAACAAAACAUCUGCCCAAGCCUGUUACUCUCAUCUUUAAACAUGUGCAGAAAAGACCUCCUUCAGAAAAGGAGUCUAAAAGCAUGAACUACUCAUGUGUCUACUGGGAUGAGGCAGAGGGGGCGUGGUCUGGGCGGGGCUGUGAGAGGGAGUGGUCUAACAUCACUCAUACAGCAUGUUCCAGUACUCAUCUGAGCAGCUUCGCUGUGCUCAUGGCUCUCUACCCUGUGAAGGACACAUUUGAGUUGGUGUUGAUCACUCGUGUGGGUUUAAUUCUGUCUCUGGUGUGUCUGCUUCUGUGUAUCCUGACCUUCUUGUUCUGUCGUCCAAUACAAGGAACCCGGAACAGCAUCCACCUCCAUCUGAGCAUUUGUCUCUUCAUCGCAGACCUCGUCUUCCUCUGCGGGAUCUCCAGCACUCAUAAUAAGGGUGCUUGUUCUUUUGUCGCUGGGAUGCUGCAUUUCUUCUUCUUGGCGGCGUUCUGCUGGAUGUUGCUGGAGGGGGUGCAGCUGUACCGAAUGGUUGUCGUUGUGUUUAAGACCACCAUCAAGCAUCUUUACAUGUACAUGGUGGGAUACGGAGUCCCUCUCCUUAUCGUCAUCAUCUCUGCCAUCGCUUAUCCAAAGGGAUACGGCACUGAUCGACACUGUUGGCUAUCUCUCGAUAAAGACUUCAUUUGGAGUUUUUUUGCGCCUGUCUGCAUAAUCAUCAUCCUCAAUAGCUUUUUCUUCAUCGUCACCGUCUGGAAACUGGCCGGAAAGUUUUCCAGCAUCAACCCCGAUCUCUCCAAUCUACGCAAGAUCAGGGGGUUUACCGUGACCGCAGUUGCUCAGUUGUGCAUUCUCGGAGGAAUGUGGAUUUUUGGCUGUUUCCUUUUCCAGGAGAAAGGAACUCUGGUUCUGUUGUACCUCUUCACCAUCCUCAACAGCUUGCAGGGGGCGCUUAUCUUCAUCAUGCACUGCCUUCUAUCCAAAGUGGUAAGAGAGGAAUAUUGCAAGCUGAUUAAUCAGAUGUGGUCACGUAAGGAGAAGAAAUAUUCAGAAUUCAGCUCCAACCAGUCGAGUAACAGUCAGCAACCUCUACGGAGUGAUCAGAACACAGGAGAGUUAAAGUUAUAAAGCCAUUGUCCAAUCCUGAUGUGUCUGACUUGUAAGGAUGCAUAAAAGCAUUUUCACAAAGCCACGUCAACCUUACAUCUUACCAAUAAGAUAUCUGAAGGGGUUGUUUUCCUUUUGUGUCUGUUAGUGGAGAACAUGAUUGAUAUCUGUCUGUAGAUGUCAGCCAAUCAUAUGGUAUGUGUCGCAUCCUGUCCUAUCCAGUCUUAUAGGAACAGCUGAAACAUGUCAAAUUAUUAUAUAUGAAAUAUAUUCGUCUUCCUCUGAUAGGCUUUAAAGAGAGUUUAGCUGAUCUUUGUUGUGCCGUAACAAGUAAAGCUAUUUCAGACUGUGUACAAAAGGCAGCUUUCAUUUUCUCACGGGAAAAUAUAUUUUCAUUUACAAUCGACUUGAUUAGAGAGAUCAUUUUUUUUUAUAAAAUCUCUUUAUUGAAAUGUUAAUGUAUUAAUAAUGUUCAUGUAUUUUGCACCUGUGUGCCACUUUAUGUCUUCAAGCUGUUAAAGGAGAUUUUACCUCUUUAUAUGGGAAACAGAGGUGAGAGGUACUUUAUUUAAAAUAUUAAAAGUAUUUGAUCAAAGGCAGUGUUUUAUUGCACACAGCAUAUCUGAGACGGCCAUGAAAAAGUGUCAGUAUUACCUAUAGAUAAUAAUUUGAAUUUGAUCUCUCAAAUGCAAAAAUAUGAGAUGAUUCCCUAACACAUUAGGGGUAAUAAUGUUUAAAUGAUCUGAGACCUGAAAGCAUGUGAGUAAUACUAUUUAAAGGCUGCAAAUAUUAAACGGUAGGCUUUGUAACAGAGAUGUGAAAGUGUAACCUCACUCCCAGAUCUCAAGAGAUGUAGGACCGGUUACAGAUAAAGUCGGUGUAUUUGAAUUAAACUUUCUUCUAAUGUUCGCUUUUAAAGUUCAAGAUGAACAACUUGCUUCAGAAACAAGUAUUUUUUACAAGCUACUAUUGUAUUUGUGAUUAAAUGUACUGUACGCUUCAUUUUCAGAUUUAGUUUUACACCAAAGAGUUUUGUACUUAGAUUUUCAUUUCAGAUCAGCGUCUUUAGUUGUUUUUAUAAUAAAAAAUUGCUGCAUUGCUAAAAUCAGUCCAGUGCAACUGAGGAGAGCAAGGGUUUUUUCGUCUGGAUGGACAAGUUACUUUGCUGUCAUUUAAGAUUAAAAACUGCUAAAUAAAA